Rhizophagus irregularis DAOM 181602=DAOM 197198 is the source of this 1781-nucleotide messenger RNA. RefSeq lists its product as uncharacterized. Gene Ontology annotation, molecular function: protein binding. NCBI's taxonomy places the organism in Eukaryota, Fungi, Glomeromycota, Glomeromycetes, Glomerales, Glomeraceae. The record is from RefSeq and is a predicted model, not a curated record.
GGCAUUGCGAAGUUUUCUUUCUAAAUAAAAAAAAAUUCAUUAAAAAAUGGAAUUUAAUAUUUCAACAGAUUCAUUUGUAAAUUUAACAUAUUUAUUAGAUAAAAAAAAUAAUUAUGAUGUAAAAAUUAAAGUUGGAAAGGAAAAUGAUAUUGAAGAAUUCCAAGCACAUUCCAACGUAUUAUCUUCUAGAUCAAUUCAUUUUCAAUUAGCUUUAUUAAAUCAAUUAAAUGAAUCCGGAUUAUUUAUUUUAGAAGAACCAAAUAUUUCACCUUCAAUAUUUAAAAUUCUUUUAAAAUAUAUUUAUUCUGGAAAAUUAACUUUAAAUAAAAAAGUGAAAUGCUUUUACGUUAUAAUCGCUGCUUAUGAAUUACAAUUAAAAAAUGUUGCAGAAUAUCUUGAAAAAUAUUUAAAAGAAAAUGAUUCAGCUUGGAAAUUUCCUAAAGAUUUCUUUAUUAUUAGUGAACAGAAACAACUUAAACGAUUUGAAGAACAAGCAUUAGAAUUAGCAUGUAUAAAUCCAAGAAUUAUAUUUAAAUCUAAAGAUUUUCUACAACUUAAUGAAAGAUUUCUUAUUCAAUUAUUAAAACGGGAUGAUCUUGAAAUGAAUGAAAUAGAAAUUUUAAAUUAUUUGAUCAAAUGGGGAAUUGCAAACACAAAUCCAACAUUAAAUAAUGUUGAAAAAAGAUUUUAUUUUAAAGAACCGAAUCUAAAUAUAAAUACGAAAAAAUGGACAGCAAUUGAUUUUAUGAAUAUGGAAAAAACUUUACGAAAUUGUAUUCCUCAUAUUCGAUUUUUUCAAAUGUCACCAGAAAAUUAUAAAUUAUUUCAAGAUAAAUUUAAAAAUAUUCUUCCAAUUGAACUUGAUGAAGAAAUCAUGCAACAUUUCAAAGAAUAUAAUCCUUUAGUGAAACCUUCAUCUAAUAAAAAUAUAUUACCACCAAGAAGUUCAGUUUAUCAAUUUGAUUCUAAUAUCAUUAAUGCAAAAGAUGCAGCAUUGAUUGCAAGUUGGAUUGAUGGAAUUGAUAAUGGAAAUAAUAGAAAAUUAAAAAAAAGAUAUCAAUUUAAAAAUAUACCUUUCAAAUUCGAUUGUAUUUAUCGUGGUAGUAUUGAUGGAUUUGAUAAUUAUUAUUAUGAAAAAAAUUUAUUUAAAUAUAAUCGAAUUGUUGUUUUAAUUAAAGUUCGUGAUUCAGAAGAAAUUAUUGGUGUUUAUAAUCCAUUUGGAUGGGGUAUUAAUUAUGGUUUAUAUUUACGUUUUAAAUUAUUUAAAGAUGUCAUUUCUCAAUAUUUUAUUUUUUCUUUAACAAAUAGAGCAAAUCCUAUUUUAAGUUAUCAUAAAAAGGGAAUUAUGUCAAAAAUAUCAAAUGAUGGAUGUAUUUUAUUUGGUGAUUCAGAUUUAUCAAUUAAUGGAAGUUAUUGUACUAGUAAACAACAUUCUUAUAAGAAAAAAAUAAUUGAUAAAGAAUCAUUUGAAAUGGCUGAAUUGGAAGUAUUUCACGUUACAAAUAAAACUAUUUUUACGACACUUAGAAGGAAUUUUCUCUUUAUUAUUAGUUUAAUUAUAUUUUUGGAUAUUAGCAUAUAUCUUAUAGAAGCUAUUAUAUUUUAUUUUGUUUAUAAAGCAAAUGAUUGGCCAUGUACAAACCCGUUUAGAUAUUGCGAUAGCAAUUAAUUUGAAUUUGUUAAAAUAAAUGUAAAAAUAUAAGAUAUAAAUAAAUAAAAUUCUUUUGUUCAAUUAAAUAAACUAAUUUAGAUUUCAACUUCUACAGUUCUAUACAUACAAU